Molecule: messenger RNA, 1340 nt
Organism: Stylophora pistillata
Lineage: Eukaryota; Metazoa; Cnidaria; Anthozoa; Scleractinia; Pocilloporidae
Product: eukaryotic translation initiation factor 4E type 3
Biological process (GO): translational initiation
Cellular component (GO): eukaryotic translation initiation factor 4F complex
Molecular function (GO): translation initiation factor activity; RNA 7-methylguanosine cap binding
Source: RefSeq, a predicted model, not a curated record
AUUCUGCUAAAAAUUUAUUUCGGUACUUUCAGCAAGUCCAUUUCACAAUUGAGUAAGUUCAUAUUCUAUUUUAAUGAGAAAAAAACCGAUUUAAAGAAAAAAAACACCCUUGAAAUCGAAACAUCACCAGCCGGACCCCUGCAGGUAAUAUUUUGGAAAAUUCAUGACGUAUUUGUUGUGAUUCCAAGAUCAUCGCUGUAGUAAUGGCGGUCGAACAAAGGGCUUCUCCUGUCAUAUCAAAUGUUUUUUUACCCGAUCUCUCUCCCAAGAUGGAGAAUGAUGGCGUAGAAGCCAACACAAAUUCACCUCAUCUUUCAAGGCGAUCGUUGAAUGAAUUAGAAAGCUCUGAAAAGAGUGGAAUUCCAUUAAAUACAGCGUGGACUCUCUGGCAUGAUAAAUAUGUUCGCGGGGCGACAGCGGCAGAAUACGCAGCAAAUCUCCGAAAGGUGUAUACUGUCCACACAAUCCAGAGUUUUUGGAGUGUCUUCAACAAUAUACCUUCGCCUUCACAACUUGACGUUAGAACAAGCUAUCAUUUUAUGAGAGGAGAGAGGAAGCCACUAUGGGAAGACAAACAGAACGUUAAUGGUGGAUAUUGGAAAAUGCGUUGCAUCAAACAUAACACUGAUAAGGUGUGGAAAGAGCUGUUGUUGGCAGCAAUUGGUGAACAAUUUAAUGACAAUGUUACAGAAGCUCACCAAGCACAUGAUGCUUUCGAAGGGGUGCGACCCCGUCCAACAAAGCCUCCUGGUUUUCCAUUUGUCAAAGACUGACAAAAUUCCUGUACCCAUGAUAGUUCUUGGUUUGCGACCAUAACAGAUUGGCUGGCAAGUGAUUACAUUGCUAAACUUGUGUGUGGGGGAAUCAGUCUUAGUCUGAGGGACACUGGGCACCACAUCAAGUUCUUGAGGAUGAGAAGAAAGCUUUUCAAGUAAUCAUGCCCAGUCAUCUUCAGAAGUCUUGAUUGAUAAUGAUGCCAUCACAUUUGAGCAAAGUCAGUGACCGUAGUGGAGUUGGCCUGGCUAGUACAUUUGUUGGAUGUUGAACUUGCUCCUUGACUGUGCUAUGUGAAUGUGUAACCAAUAUUAGCAACAAGAUUUGGAAUUGAGAACAGCACAGAGCACAUCGGAGUUACUAUUAUAAUAGUAACUUUAUGCAUGCACGUCUAUUGUCUUUUAAGGUACUAACAGGCUGUAGUCCUUGAUUAGACCAUAGGUAACUUAGGCAUAUACUUAGAUGUGACAAGGCUAGAGUGGUGGAACGAUUUUCAGUUUUUCAAUUUUUAUUCAGUUUUGUCCACAAUUAAUUUUUUGAUAAUUGGAUUUUCUAAAAAGAAUAGA